AUGAGCAUCCAAAGCAAUGUUGAGCAAGCUAUAAGAUGCUUUACGAACUGCAAAAAGAUAUACCUGAGAGAAAGGGAAAUCCAAGGAAUAAGCGACUUCUUGCUGUCGGAUGAUUCAAUCUUCCAUAUCACAGGGAAUCCUGGAACUGGAAAGACAGCUACCGUCCGAGAUGUCCUCCAAAACAAGAAAUUUGAAUAUGUGAAUUACUUCUCAGAACCAGAGCUGAGAAGUAUUUUAGAAAGGAGCAAGACAGAAAUAAUUGUGAUAGAUGAGUUUGACAGAUAUCUUGAAGAGAAGAGACAAGAAUGUUUGCGACUAUUGGUUUCUCUGAAAAAUAAGAAUAAGAAAAUAAUAACAAUCAGCAAUAAUCUAAAGAUGGGAAAUAUGAGGUUCAAGCCUUACACGGCCGAUGAGCUAAAGGGAAUUAUUAAAAUGAAGAUGGAGAAUGAACUUGGCAGGCACAUAAUGGAUGAAGAGUGCAUAGCAUUUUUAGCAAAGAAGCAUGAAAAGGCAGGUGAUCUGCGAGGACUAUUUAAAACAAUUUUGAAUGCAAUAUCCAAAAAAGAGAUUGAAAGUACUGAAGAGAGCAGUAGCAAAGAAAACGCUAAAAAUAGCAUGUAUAUUAAAGAUGGGAGAAAACCAGGUAAAGAGAGUGAUAAUAGCACACAAAACAAAGACGUGGCUACAAAUUGCUAUAUUCUUAGCGUCAAAGACUUCAUUGAGAGUGAAAGACAGGGUGAAAAGAGCAUCCAUCACCAAAUCAUAAGUAAAGUCAAAGAGAAUGAAUCGAGUAAGGCCAGAGCAUACAAAAAAUACUUAGCCGAGUGUGAUCAGCUGUCAAUUCCAUCCGUUACAAAAUCUGACUUCAGCAUGAUUUUUGACAUGAAUUGA
This is a messenger RNA of Vittaforma corneae ATCC 50505, 891 nucleotides long. RefSeq lists its product as uncharacterized. The transcript has a single exon. Gene Ontology annotation, molecular function: ATP binding; DNA replication origin binding; ATP hydrolysis activity. The record is from RefSeq and is a predicted model, not a curated record. Lineage: Eukaryota; Fungi; Microsporidia; Nosematidae. Gene Ontology annotation, cellular component: nucleus. Gene Ontology annotation, biological process: mitotic DNA replication checkpoint signaling. The coding region runs from base 1 to 891 and encodes 296 amino acids.